AUGGAGCGCACUUACUCUACCGAUUCGGUCGCGUCCAUCCCGGAACAGUCGCUUCCAGAUUCGUCCCGUCUCCGUAAGGCUGCUCGUCGACUCUCCAACCAGGCUUCCGCUACGCGCGCCAGAGAAUGGAGAAAGUCGCGGCUUCAUCACUCCACUAGCCAUGCAUCUAAUGCGCAUGCCAACGGACACAGUGCAACCAACGCUGAUGGCACACAUCAGCACCCCUACUUUGCCUCGAAUGCCAAAGCUGGCCCAUCUUCACGACGACUAAGUCAUGGCGUUGCUACCGCGCAUUCUGCAGCUCACCCACCUGCGCCUGUCAGCCUCCGCAGGCGCAACAUUCUCGACUCGGCCGCCUCGGCUCCCGCCUCUCGCUACGGCUAUGCUGCUUCCACCCCCACUUCGUCUCCGCAGCCUGCCUCUUCCCCUGCUUCUAGCAUCUCGGCCUGGCCCACUGCUUCUGGAGAGCUCUCCGGCUCCUCCACCGACCGUCCUACUCCAAGGUACCGAUCUGAUACCGUCACGUCCAGAGACGCCUACUCGGCUGACCCUUCUGCUGACGGUGGUGACGGCUAUGCAUCGAGCAGCGACAUUCGUUCUUCCGGCUCCGAGUACGAGCCGUUCGACUGGGACAUAGGUCGCAAGCGACACAGCCACGAUCGAUCUCGUCCGCUCGUACUCGACCAUGCCGUCUUGCGAGCCCCUGCCUAUUCACUGCCAUCAGCCAACGCACACCCUCCUUCUCUGCCACCUAACGCUCUCUCUGGCUCGGCAUACAAUCGUCGAUCCACUUCUCGAUUCACCAAAUCCUCCAUAGGCAACACUCGUUCUCCCAAACAUCCGCGUCAUCUUGCCUCGGACUCGUCGCUACGCACCUCAGCGUCGCGACCCAGCCGCGAGUCCAUCUUAUCUCGCGCUAUGGGUGCAGCAGGUUUCCGAACUUCUCCUACUGAACCGACCGUCGUGAGCUUGCCUGCCUCCGACUCACCCCCGCCCGCUGCACUGAAGGCAAGACGCGCCAGUCACGAUAAGACAGCACGCGCCAGCGGCGCAACACCAGCAACUUCCACGGCCAAGGCAGGUACAGAACCAGCUCGAUCUUCUUCGAUAUCAACUGCAGCCGGUCCGGCUGGCUCCAGCAUUGCCAAACUUUCAGCAUCCUCAAUAUCAUCGCACCGUGGUCUUGCUUCAAAGUGGCGACGAAUGCGCGUCAAUCCUUCCUUGGAGGCCUUGCUCGCCAGUCUCGCCUCCUGCGUUGCCUAUCGUGGUCUCAAAACACAUCCAAAGCGCGAAACACAGAGCCAUGCUUCCGAAGUCGGCUUCAUUACCCUCGUCAGCACGCUCUACUUUUUCCUACGCGACCCGGACGAGCAAGCUGCCAUCUGGGCCACUGACCAUCGCAACUAUCGCUCAUGUCCAGAGGAUGGCGCUCUCAACGCUCUUCUGCUUCCACCCUUGCUCGCCUGUGCUACCCUGUUUUCGGCAAUACAGGAUCAGACUGUCGGUCGCAGCAGCGCACGUGCCUCCGGAGAAGCGCUUCCCAACCCUCCUUGGUUGGUCGAGGGACCUCCUGAAAUUCUCAAUCACGAUCGAAAGCUCGGAGGCGGAAUGACGACACUCGUGGUGUCACGCCACUCUCUUGUGAGCACCAUGUGUAUGACAUCUACCGUCUUGUUCUGUCAUCUCUUUGCCACAAAGUGGAUCCGUCUCCCGCAUCAGUUCCCCAAGAGCAAUUGGGCAAAGCUGCGCAGCUUCACCGCCUUUUCCACGGUGGUAGCUAUCACGCUCGAGCUCGUCAAGGACGCUGCCGCUCUGUACGGCUUUCCUCUGUGGUCAGACCUGGCACGCUGGGAAGUCAUCGCUGCGGCUUUAUUCUACCAGGCGAAUCUGUACACCAUUUCCCGACUUGCACGUAGAAGCUUCACAUUGGGAGAACUCGGCAUUGUUGCCGCAGUUGGUGUCACGCUGACCAUGGAAGCUCUGCAUCUCUGCCUUGCCAAGUUGCUCCCCGUAACAACCCCGUACGUCAAGACCUUCCGACGCCCAACGCCGCUACUCAUUUUCCAGCUCGCACUCAUCGUCGGCACUUUCAUGAUUGGGUUUUUGCUCUCACCACUUCUGUACCUGUCGCGCAACCUGGCACAGAAACCCACGCAUCGCCUCCGCUGGCCCGACAAGCGCGACCUGCACCGCCGUUUGCUCGCCGGCUUCUUCUAUCUCUUUACCGUUAUCUACGUAGUGGGUGUGCUCGGCAUGUGGGUGCGCUGGCUACUCGUACGCCGAGAUCCGUGGCUGUGGACGUUGUCGUUCAUGCUCAAGGGUACAAAGCCUUGGACGCGUCCGGUGCUGGUCUGUUACUGGCUUGUGCUCAUCUCGGUGUCCAUCUCGUGCUGGCAGGCAGUUGUGGCUCGGGCCAAGCGUUUCCGCAGCAUGGGCAACUCGUAUCAGCGAACCAUGCUGGGCUCCAAGAUGCCCGUUGCAACGGCUGCCGCAAAUCAUUCAGCUGCUCAGCUCAAGCUGCAACAACAGCAACAGCAAGAGAUCAAGAGCGCUGCUCCCUCUGAUGUAGUUGUUGCAGUAUCGCCCAGCUCGCACGCACCAGGCGGCGUAGAGAUCACGGCUGAAAACAUUGAUACGAAUGCUCCGAGCGGUAGGCCGGGCGCAGGGUUGACUAGCGCGAACAUAGCGAAUGUAGGCAACGGCAGCAAUGUGGGAGCAUGUGAAGCCAAGCGGGGCGCUGGCGGCAACCUGAAGCUGUCGACGCUAAGCGGAAGUGCGUCUCUUCUGGCAAAGGAGCACAACACAGCUGCGAUCAAAAAGGCAUCGUAUCUGUCGCUCAACGCGCGACGCAAGUUCUUCCAUGCGCUCGCCGUGCUGCUGUUCGUGCCUGGGAUCGCACUCGACCCUGCCUUCACGCACUUGGGCUUCUCGCUCGCGUUUUCGGCGUUCAUCUUGGCCGAGUACGUGCGGUACUACGCGCUCUACCCGUUCGGCGCUGUUUUGCACGUGUUUAUGUCCGAGUUCCUGGACCACAAGGACUCGGGACCGGUGAUCCUGUCGCACUUCUACCUGCUCACUGGCUGCGCCGGUCCGUUGUGGCUGGAAGGCCACUCGCGCAUCGUGCAGCAGACGGGCGUGCUCGUGCUCGGAGUAGGCGACUCGCUCGCCUCGGUCGUCGGACGGAGGUACGGCCGUACCUACUGGCCCGGCGGCUCCAGCAAGACGGUCGAAGGCUCGCUGGCGUUCGUGACGAGCAUCAUGGCGUCUGCUUGGCUCCUCCGGCUCGUCGGUUGGUGCGAACCGUUUCACAUGCUCAAGUACCUCGGCGUCAUCACCUCGCUCGGCUUGCUCGAAGGCGUUUCGGAUCAACACGACAACUUGGUCCUCCCCAUCUUUGGUUAUGUCGUGGCCUGCUUAGUCGGUCUAUAG
Mycosarcoma maydis (corn smut) is the source of this 3429-nucleotide messenger RNA. Its product is annotated as dolichol kinase. The coding region runs from base 1 to 3429 and encodes 1142 amino acids. NCBI's taxonomy places the organism in Eukaryota, Fungi, Basidiomycota, Ustilaginomycetes, Ustilaginales. Gene Ontology annotation, biological process: dolichyl monophosphate biosynthetic process. The record is from RefSeq and is a predicted model, not a curated record. Gene Ontology annotation, cellular component: endoplasmic reticulum membrane. The transcript has a single exon. Gene Ontology annotation, molecular function: dolichol kinase activity.